AUGGGUAUUUUCACUAUUUGGGCACUGUGCGCUGUCCUGUUUUCCACGGCAAGAGGCUUCAGUCACGAGGAUAUGAAAGAUGCCCUGCUCCAGAAAUUGGACCUAAACGAGCUACCCAAAAUUAACAAGAGGGACUUGGAGAACCUUGUCAUCCCGGCGCACAUCAAGAAUAAAUACCUCUCUAUGUUGAGGCUGCACAAUAGGCGACGCAGGUCUCUGCCCAGUUUGGCUGGCAUUCUGAGGGGUAUCCCAGGAAAUGCAGACAUAUCAGGAGAGGUCAUGUAUUCUGACACGACAAGGCAGCGACUGGUCUUUGACAUGGAGGCAAGGAUCCCAGACAACAGUGAGGUCACCAUGGCAGAACUAAAACUCUUCAAGAAAGCACCAAGAAAACUCCCCGUGCCCGAAAAGAGGAAACACCGACCUGCCAACAAUGCCCGAGUGAGCAUUUAUUGGGUGGAGGUCUUAGAAAAUGGCUCCAACCGGACAUCUCUUGUGGACUCAAGGUUAGUGCCUAUCAUGGAGACCGGCUGGAAGAGCUUUGACGUGUCCCAGGCGAUUCACUACUGGUCCAAGACCCAGCGCAAGACUCCAUUGUAUCUGGAGGUGUGGAUCGAAGGCGAGAGACCGGGAAGUUACGCGGCCGAGAUGGCCAAGUGCGUGCACUUUGCGACUCAAGACCCCGCGGACAAGACCCUGGGGAAACCAGAACUCGUACUGUACACGCUAAACCUCGAAGAAUACGGGUCCCGAGGUGAUUGUGAAGCGAAUAAAGCCAACGACGUGUGCUGCAGAGAAGAGUACUUCAUUAAUUUCCGGGAGCUCACCUGGACCCAGUAUUGGAUCAUCGAGCCAGCGGGUUAUCAGGCAUUCCGGUGCGCGGGGGGCUGCAAGCAACCAAAGCGUAACUACAGCUAUGGGCAGCGGACCUGCGCAGUGGUGGAGAGCGCGCCUCUGCCAAUGAUGUACCUGGUGAAAAGGGGCGACUACACCGAGAUUGAAGUGGCAGAAUUCCCCAACAUGAUAGUUGAGAAAUGUGGAUGCACAAUGGACAACAUAUCGAUUGUAUGA
This is a messenger RNA of Conger conger (European conger), 1071 nucleotides long. Its product is annotated as left-right determination factor 2-like. The record is from RefSeq and is a predicted model, not a curated record. Gene Ontology annotation, biological process: SMAD protein signal transduction; BMP signaling pathway. The transcript has 4 exons. Gene Ontology annotation, molecular function: cytokine activity; growth factor activity; transforming growth factor beta receptor binding. Gene Ontology annotation, cellular component: extracellular region. Lineage: Eukaryota; Metazoa; Chordata; Actinopteri; Anguilliformes; Congridae. Bases 1 to 1071 code for a protein of 356 amino acids.